Messenger RNA from Galleria mellonella (greater wax moth), 2639 nucleotides. It is a transcript of the gene Best1, whose product is annotated as bestrophin-4. The record is from RefSeq and is a predicted model, not a curated record. Bases 325 to 2469 code for a protein of 714 amino acids. NCBI's taxonomy places the organism in Eukaryota, Metazoa, Arthropoda, Insecta, Lepidoptera, Pyralidae. The transcript has 13 exons. Gene Ontology annotation, molecular function: chloride channel activity.
AUUAGUUAGUUUGAUUUCUGUAGUCAUAGGAAUACUUUGUUAUUUUGUAUUUUUGCAAAGUAUUUUAUACAUAAUUUUAUUUCCUACUUCUAUAAUGUUAAUAAUUAAAAUAUGGUAGUAAUGUGUUAAUCAAUAAUGUACUGUGAAAUUUGCAUUUUUUGUCAACCGCUAAAACAUAAUUAUGUUAGCAAAGUUUAUCCGUUGCUUGCAAUAGUGAGCUAUACAUCAUUUUCUAAAUUAAUUCCCUUUCUUGUUUAUUGAAGAUAUUAUCAUAAAUAUCUUCUUGAUUAUCUGUGAUAUAGUUCACUAAUAUAAACCAUUAAAAUGACCGUAACAUACACUGGAGAAGUUGCGACCUGCAGAGGUUUCGGUACUUUUUUAAAAGUGUUAAACAGAUGGCGGGGAAGUAUAUACAAACUAGUAUGGCUCGACCUUCUUGUUUUUUUAUUGAUAUAUUAUUUAUUAAAUUUAACUUAUCGUCUCUUACUAAACGAGGAAUCGAAAAGGACAUUUGAAGGCGUGGUAAACUAUUGCAGUUUUCAUGGAAAUGUGAUACCAUUGUCUUUUGUGCUGGGUUUUUAUGUGACAGUUGUGAUGAAUCGUUGGUGGAAUCAAUACACUACUAUACCGUGGCCUGACUCCAUAGCGGUAUUCGUAUCGGCCACCAUUCACGGGCAGGACGAGCGGGGGCGACUGAUGCGGCGCACUAUAGUCCGCUACGUGUGCCUGUGUCUCACGAUGGUGCUCACUAUGAUCUCGCCUCGAGUCAAGAAACGCUUCCCAAUGCUCAGCAACUUUGUAGAAGCUGGUCUACUACUAGAAAAUGAGAAAACAAUUCUAGAUAAUCUCAACGAUAAGUUUCCUAAGCCAUCUAAACAUUGGUUACCAAUAGUUUGGGCGACCAGUAUAGUGACAAGAGCCCGUAAAGAGGGCCGCAUAAGAGAUGACUUCGCUGUAAAAACUAUUAUAGACGAAUUGAACAAAUUUAGAGGACAAGCUGGACUGUUACUUAGUUACGAUACUAUCAGCGUACCCUUAGUGUAUACUCAGGUAGUUACCAUUGCCGUUUACUCAUAUUUUAUAACUUCUGCUUUGGGUAGCCAGUGGGUCGAUAACAAACUACAAUCUCAUAGUACUUCAGUCCAAAUCAGUAAUAUAGAUCUUUACUUUCCUAUAUUUAGUACAUUAGAAUUCUUCUUCUACAUGGGCUGGUUGAAAGUAGCGGAGUCUUUAAUAAAUCCCUUCGGCGAAGACGAUGAUGACUUUGAAGUGAAUUGGCUGAUAGACAGGGAUUUACAGGUUUCCUAUAUGAUAGUAGACGAAAUGCACCAUGAGCAUCCGGAGCUGAUCAGGGAUCAGUACUGGGACCAGGUGUUCCCAUCCGAGUUGCCAUACACGAUAGCUACCGAGAACCAGCGCGAGGAACACCCCGAGCCGUCGACGGCGCGUGUGGCGGUGCCGGCGCGGCAACGCAGCAUGGUCACCGUGGCGCCCUCCUCGGUCAAGAUCGACGAGAUGGCGCCAUCCAACACCGUGAGUUACAAGUUCGCCCCGCCAGAGCAAUUGCAAAUGAACGACGAUGCUGCUUCCGGUAUACAUUUCAUCGUGUCGAGAGGAAGCAAACGAGGAAAAAAAGAAGACCGAAAUUCCAUGGGAUCAACAAAUUCUAUGGUCUCAUUGCAACAGACUCCUAUGACCCGAACCAACUCUGUUACUUCAAUGUUGAAAAGGUUGUUUUCAAAAGAAGACCAAAGACAAGGCUCCACUACAGUUCCGUCGCAACCUGAUGGAGUGUCUCGAUUUAUAAUAUCUGCAAGUAAUCCAACCCUCAAUAAGCCGGCCACUGCAGGCGGUGGCAGCAUGAAAAUAGCUAAUGAGGUCAUCGAAGAGGUUGACGAACAAGCUACAAUUACAAGCAUGGCCAAGCGACCAGAAAACAGGCCAACAGCGAUGAGUGUAUUUCAAAAGGCGACCGCUCCUAGCGAACCAGUAAAUGUGCCAUCGAGAAACUCGAAUCAUAGCUCCAAUACAAGGUUGUCCAUGUCGGCGCCGACGAAUUGGUCGCGUUCGGGUGUAGACGAAGCGGGCGAUAAGAGUCCGGCCGCGCAGUCUCUCAACACUCAACCGUCGUUCCCGAGCAUCAGCGGCGAGUCCCGCCCGCGCCUCGACAGCGACGUUGGCCCUUCGCUUAGCGCCGCCGGCAGUCAGACUUUAUUGGAUGAGGUAGACGGAGGAGACGAUCCAGAUAUAGACGAUUUCGAACGAUUGCGAAGCAUAAGAGAUCAGCAACGUCGUGAAAAACAUUUACAGAAACUUAUGGCUCGCUCCGUCAGUGCACAGCAGGUUAAUAUUCCUACGGGUAGCAUGGAGCUAAUAGAUAACGAUUUAUUGUUAGAGGAUCUACUAGCACAGUCGGCAGAAUUGAAAAAACAAGAAAAAGUUAAAAACGACUCACAGGACACCACUUGACAAAGUAGUUUUAUAUUUCAAUGGGAUUAAGUUUCGAGACCAGUGCAUUUCAGUAUUAAUAGUUAUUGUGAUACUAUACUGUACGGAUAUUCUUAAGAAGAAUAAUGUGUGAAUGCUUAAAAGAUAUUAUGUAGGUAUAUUUAUUGUGUACAUAAAUCGAUUAUCUAAAA